This is a messenger RNA of Lolium perenne, 573 nucleotides long. RefSeq names its product cypmaclein. Lineage: Eukaryota; Viridiplantae; Streptophyta; Magnoliopsida; Poales; Poaceae. The record is from RefSeq and is a predicted model, not a curated record.
ACGCCUCCACAUUUAUAGUUCAAUUCAAACUGUAACCAACUCUAGCCCAUCCAUCAUCCAUGGCGUUCUCCAAGCCUCUCUUCGCCGUCCUCCUCCUCGCCGCCGCACUCCUCAUGGUCGUGGACGCACAGCAGGCUACCGAUGAUUCCUCCUCGGUGAUGGGUGGCGGCCAGCGGUCUCUGCUUGGGGAGACAAAGAUAGACUGCACAUCGGCGUGUGAGGCACGGUGCGGGCGGAACUGGAAGAACAAGAUGUGUAACAAGAUGUGCAACAUCUGCUGCGGCAAGUGCAACUGCGUCCCCUCCGGCACCGGCCAGGACACCCGUGGACAGUGCCCCUGCUACGCCAACAUGGUCAAUUCCAAGAACGGCAAGCCCAAGUGCCCAUGAACCAUCACUGAAGUCGCCCUCAAUAGCAGGCUAGGCUAGGCUAUUUCCAUCCAUCAAUAAUUCUGCUGCUGCUGUUCAUCCAUCUUAGCACAUAUGCAUCUGAUGGAUGUCAAUUGUUUUUGUUAUGGAUCACACAUAAUCAUGUAUCUAUGCAUGCUUAUAGUACAAUUUUUUUAUGAUCUCA